CACUGAACUAAAAGAAAGGCCAAAAAUGACACUUUGUGCAAUAAGAAAACCCUAAACAAGAAAGAGAGAGAGAGCAAUCACAUAGAUUACAUGAUAGACAAACAGACAUAGAUAACAUAGAUACAGACAUAGAGAAAGCAGGUGGAUAAAAGAUCAAAUUAGAAUUCAAUUCAAUUAAAAGAGAUUCAAGUCAACCCAACAUCUGGAAGCAUGGGGUCCCCCUUUUCUGCUCAGGAGCUCAAGCUGUGUGAUCCUGUCCCCCAUCAAAACCAUCUUUCCAAGCAGCCUCCAUGUUUCCAGUGCCUUUUCCCCCACUUGGAACUGAACUCAGAAGGACAUUUCUUCCAACAGUUUAAUCAAUAACACGGAUGUAGUAGCAUAAGCAAUUCAUAAUAAAAGCAAAUAGCCACAACUGAUUCAUAUACUCCUUCGGUCCUUUAUAAUAAAGGGUGUAUGUAGUCUUAGCAGUGGGGCCACCUCUUUUAUCCAACUUUUUCUGCAAUUCCUCGUCUAGCUGGCACCGGUGGAAGGUUGCAGAUUGCUUCAGAGAUGCCCGACCAGUUUUUCCCCUGGAGCAAAAUGCCUGCGUGACAUACUGUGUCCUUCACACCUUAGGGAAAAAACCCUCCACCUCCUUCUCUGGACAGUUUCCAAGGUGGAAAGAGAGGACAUUUGCAUGGUGUCCGAGUCCUCGAGACGUUUGCUUCAGCUCUUGUGAGUUUUUAGCUGAGUUUUCUCAUUUUACCUGAGUGGGAUUAACUUCCUUGCAGCUCCUGUAAAGAGGUGGGGGCUUAAAGUCAAUUGGCUUUCCAUGAAUCCAGAAGAGGACAUUCUCUGAAAAAAUAAUCAACAACAGAAUUCCAACUACCUGUUGAAUUUUCAAGAAGGUAGGACUCCUGGUAUUGUAGCACACCAGCUGGCUUCGCCUUCAGACAGAUAGGCGGUGAUUGACAGAAAACAGGCCAGGCAGAUGAGACCAGGAUGGCUUGUGUCACUUUGACAAUAAGGUGCAACGUCUCAGCUGCUAGGAUCCUGCGGUCCCUCUGCCUCUUUUCUUCCAGAAGCUUCAGCAAAGCCAAAAUCCCUUUGGCGGCUCAGAAUUUCACAGACUACAAAUCCAUUUGCGAACAGUAUAAGCCGGAGGUGCCGGAAUAUUUCAAUUUUGCCAAAGAUGUGGUGGACAGCUGGGCCCAGGCAGAAAAGGAAGGAAGGCGGCCCCCCAGCCCUGCUCUUUGGUGGGUCGGUGAGCAAGGGACCCAAGUGAAGUGGAGUUUUGCGGAGCUGGCCUUGGAAUCCCAAAAAGCCGCCACGGUGCUCUCCGAGCAGGGGGGCCUGCGGGAAGGAGACAGAGUGGUGGUGAUUCUUCCGCGUGUUCCCGAAUGGUGGCUCCUGAACCUGGCUUGUAUCCGUACAGGAGCUGUGCUGAUUCCUGGAACCACACAGCUGACAGCGAAAGAUCUCCACCACCGCUUAGAGGCUUCCAAAGCCAAGUGUAUCAUCACGGACUCUUCCCUGGCUCCUGCGGUGGACAUGGUGGCUUCCAAAUGCCCAUCCCUGGAGGUGAAGUUCACGGUGUCCAAGGAACCCAGAAAAGGCUGGAUGAGCUUCAGCAAUAUGUUGGAGCUUGCGUCUCCAGAGCACACUUGUGUGGCCACGAAAAGCAGUGAUCUGAUGGCCAUAUAUUUCACUAGCGGUACGACGGGAGCUCCGAAAAUGACCGAGCAUUCCCACGCGAGCCAUGGAAUUGGACUUGACUUCACUGGAAGGUAUUGGCUUGAUUUGACUUCCUCCGACCUGAUGUGGAACACUUCAGACACGGGCUGGGCGAAAUCUGCAUGGAGUAGCGUUUUUGCCCCCUGGAGCCAAGGGGCAGGCAUAUUUAUCCAUCACAUGCCACGUUUUGAUUCUAAACUUGUCCUUGAAAUGUUGUCCAGGUUUCCCAUCACUACCUUCUGUUCCGCGCCAACUGUGUAUCGGAUGCUCGUCCAACAUAACAUAAGCAGUUAUAAAUUCCAGAACCUCAAACAUUGCCUGAGUGCGGGAGAAGCGAUCAAUCCCGAAGUGAUGGACCAGUGGAAAAGAGAAACCGGCCUGGACAUCUACGAAGGAUACGGGCAGACGGAAACGGUAAGUGCUGGUUGUGGAACUUUCAAGGGGAUGAAAAUCAAGCCAGGCUCCGUGGGGACCACACCCAACUAUGAUACUCAGGUAAUAGACGAAAACGGCAACGUUUUACCUCCUGGGAAAGAAGGAGACGUCGCUCUCCGCAUUAAACCAACAAGACCAUUCUCCCUCUUCACUCGAUAUACCGAUGAUCAAGAAAGAACAGCUUCGACCCUCCGGGACUUCUACGUCACCGGGGACCGAGGAUUUCAAGACGAGGACGGUUACCUCUGGCUGGUAGGGAGAAGAGACGACAUCAUCAAUUCUGCCGGAUACCGCAUUGGACCGUUUGAAGUGGAGAAUGCUUUGAUAGAACACGAUGCAGUGGUCGAAGCAGCCGUGGUCAGCAGCCCGGACCCCCUCCGUGGCGAGGUGGUGAAAGCCUUCGUAGUUUUAGCCCCGGAAUCUUCCCAUGACCAAGAAGCCUUGAUCAAGGAACUACAGGACUACGUCAAGACGGUCACUGCCCCAUACAAGUAUCCUAGAAAGAUGGAGUUUCGUUCCACAGUUGCCAAAGACAAUCAGUGGGAAAAUCCGAAGAAACGAAUUGCGCAAGAAAGAAUGGGGAGAAGUGUAGAAUCCCUCCGCCUGUUUUACUUUCCAAGCAAAGCAGCCGUUCCGGGAAUAAAGUGUGUGUGCCGUUAACUCUCCCAAUUUAGAAAUUGAGAGUCCUGAAAAUGCACAGAUGCGGUCCCUUCCGUGGGCUCUUUUGUCAAACAAGCUCUCCGCUGCUUACUUAUCGCCGGUUUAUACAAAACCCCAAUGUAGCUGGCCAGGUUAAGCAACGAUUUUUUCAGUGAAAAAGAACACCGAGUAACCUGGACAAAGAUCCAAACAAAUCGUAUCUGUCCUAGCCCAGAUGUUAUUGGCAUCAUCAACCUACAGAGAGCUGCAAUGACCAGGCCAGAUAUGUAACAAUACAUAAAUCCAAACAUUCUUUCCAAUCCCUAAAGGACAAAACUUGAUAUAAGAACACCGGGACAUUUUGACG
Molecule: messenger RNA, 3154 nt
Organism: Thamnophis elegans (Western terrestrial garter snake)
Lineage: Eukaryota; Metazoa; Chordata; Lepidosauria; Squamata; Natricidae
Product: acyl-coenzyme A synthetase ACSM3, mitochondrial-like
Biological process (GO): fatty acid biosynthetic process; acyl-CoA metabolic process
Cellular component (GO): mitochondrial matrix
Molecular function (GO): fatty-acyl-CoA synthase activity; fatty acid ligase activity
Source: RefSeq, a predicted model, not a curated record